Helicoverpa zea (corn earworm) is the source of this 3762-nucleotide messenger RNA. Its product is annotated as fatty acid synthase-like. The transcript is spliced from 21 exons. Lineage: Eukaryota; Metazoa; Arthropoda; Insecta; Lepidoptera; Noctuidae. Gene Ontology annotation, biological process: fatty acid biosynthetic process. The record is from RefSeq and is a predicted model, not a curated record. Gene Ontology annotation, molecular function: fatty acid synthase activity. Bases 1 to 3762 code for a protein of 1253 amino acids.
AUGACGCCGACUCCCAAUGAAGGCAGUCCGAUAUCAACGGAGCCCACUGCGCCUGCGUCACUGGACGAUAGUAUCGUCAUAUCUGGCAUGUCGGCGCUGAUGCCUGGCUGCCAUGGCCUCAACGAGUUCACUGAAAAGUUGUAUAAUAUGGAAAACUUGGUGUCUGCCCCGGAGCCUCGUUGGAAGUGCAACCACCCGGAGGCGGAGGCGCCGCGUCAUGGCCUCAUCCCCGACAUCGAGCGCUUCGACGCUCAGUUCUUCAUGAUCAACUACCGUCUCGUCAAUUCCACUGACACCAUGUACAGAAAGUUGUGUGAACAAGCCUAUCAAGCAAUCAUAGACGCUGGAGUGUGUCCAACCGAACUAUCGGGAAAACGCGUGGGAGUGUUUAUUGCAACUGGUGUCACUGAGACUUGCCGAAUGUUGAGCACUCAGCGCUCUCGUGGAAGUGCAUUAUUGGGCGGUAGUACAAAUAUGGCCGCGAACCGCAUCUCGUACUGGCUGAACGCGAAGGGUCCGUCGUACACACUGGACGCGUCUUGCUCCGGCUCGCUCGUGGCGCUCGAGAUGGCGUGCAGAGCCAUCCAGCACGGGUGCUGCGACGCCGCGCUUGUCGGCGGGGCGAGGUUAAGCUUACACCCUGCCUACUCCAUACAUUACGGCAGAUCUGUACCAAUCAGUCCCGAUAGUAAGACAAAAUGUUAUGACACGGACGCUAACGGUCAGACUAUAUCGGAAGCAAUCACUGCUGUCUUUCUGCAGAAAUAUAAGGAUGCAAGAAGAGUUUAUGCUGAAAUAUAUCACGUUAAGUCCAACUACGGACUGGAUGACAAUGGCAGUGGAAAAUUGGGACACUAUAGGAAUCCUGAAAAGCUAUGCAAGUUCCUUCGUGAAUUCUAUGAAGAAGCUGGAGUGUCACCCUCUUCUGUAGAGUAUGUUGAAGGAUUUGGAGCAGCUGUAUCGGAAAUUGACAAAGCUGAACUGCAAGCAAUAGAAGAGGUGUUCUGCAAAGAUCGAAAGGAUCCCUUGCUUGUUGGAAGCGUAUCGUCCAAUAUGGGCUAUUCUCGCGAGCCAUCGGGACUGUGUGGUGUUAUUAAGUUGUUACUUGCUUACCAAAGAGGAAAAUUGGCAGCCAACUUGCACUGCGAAAACCCUAGGCUUGACAUUCCGGCGCUCCAGGAUGGCUGGAUGAAAAUAGUGACCAAACAUGAGCCCUUUGAUCGUACAUUUACAGCGCUUAACAACUUUUCAGUCCUGGGUGUAAAUGUGCAUUUACUAUUAAAAGGACACUAUAAAAAUAAGGACGUGUCCCGGUAUCAUAGUAAAAUUCCGUAUUUGGUGACGCUAUCCGGAAGACAGGAGACUGCAGUACAGAAAAUAAUGGACAGUAUCAAAGCUAAUGAGCUGGAUCCUGAGGAGAUAGCACUUUAUCAUUCAAUGCACAAGAAAGGCAUACAGAAGCAUAUGGCCAGAGGAUAUGGCAUAUAUGAAACAAUGGAUGAGAAAACAGUGAUGCACUGUGAGAAGGCUGAGUACUUCGACGACGCUCGCAGACCACUGUGGUUCAUGUACAGCGGGAUGGGCUCGCAGUGGCCCGGUAUGGGAAUAGAACUCAUGCGUAUACCUGUCUUUGCUGCCGCUAUAGAACGAUGUGACAAAGUUCUAAAGCCUAAAGGAGUAGAUAUAGUGAACAUUAUCACAAGCACCGAUAAGUCGGUUUUGGACAACAUACUCAAUUGCUUUGUUGGUAUCGCCGCCAUACAGAUUGGUCUGACUGAUAUUCUUCAUGCUGUGGGACUCGUUGCAGAUCACAUAAUCGGACAUAGCGUUGGAGAGCUAGGUUGCGCGUAUGCAGACGGCUGUUGUACUGCAGAGGAGAUGAUACUUAUGGCUUACAGUCGAGGUCUCGUUUCAAUAGAGACGACCUUUAUUCGGGGGGCGAUGGCUGCUGUAGGUCUUGGAUAUCAGCAGAUCUCAAAAAUUUCUCCACCGGAGAUAGACGUAGCUUGUCACAAUGGACCCGACUCGUGCACAAUCUCUGGUCCUGAGGAUGCGGUACAUAAGUUUGUGUCGCAGCUGACUGAACAGGGCAUCUUCGCUAAAGCAGUCAAGUGCUCGAAUAUCGCUUACCAUUCGCGUUACAUUAGCAAGGCUGGUACUAAGUUACGGAAAUAUUUAAGUGAAAUUGUAAAACCCAAGUUGAGAAGCGAUCGCUGGUUGUCAACAUCUGUGGAUCGUGAUAGGUGGCAUGAAGCUGCUGCUAAAUAUUCUUCAGCAGAAUAUCACACUAAUAACUUGCUGCGUCCGGUGCUGUUCGAGGAGACGUCUCGAUUGAUCCCCAACAACGCGGUGCUGGUGGAGGUGGCGCCGCACGGACUGCUGCAGGCCAUCCUCAAGCGCUCGCUGCCGCGCGCGUGCCGCCACGUGCCGCUCACGCGCCGCGCGCACCCCCGGCCCGCGCGCCUGCUGCUCGACGCGCUCGGCACGCUCUACAUGGCAGGCUACGACUUGGACGUUAGCGCUCUGUAUCCGAGCAUUGACUUUCCAGUGGCAACACAAACACGACAGCUUUCUCAUUUAGUCGAAUGGGUUCACACGGAGGAAUGGAAUGUACUACUCUAUGAGGCAAUUGAUCAAACCUAUACAGCAAUAUACCAACCAAAACUGACGGUCAAUGAAGACGACUUCAAAUUCUUAGAAGGAUCGAUCAUUGAAGGUAAGAAAAUAUUCCCACUGGCGGGAGCGCUAGUAUUUGUCUGGGACACUCUGACGAUGAUAACAGAGAUGCCAUUACGUGAAACAUCAAUAGAAUUCCACAACCUGACGGUCCACAAACAGCCGCUGUUGAACGAUACACGAAUGUUAAGGCUGGUGGUGAUGCUCCAGCGAGGAAGUGGACAGUUUGAAGUCACACAUGAAGGAAAUCCGGUGGUCGAAGGGAAAAUCGUGGCAGUCAAAACAAACUAUAGAGCUCCUUCGAUUGACAUCGUAGAUGAAAUGACGCUGAACAGUACGGAUAUCUACAAACUUCUUUAUGAAAGAGGUUUUGAAUACAGUUGCGGAGGUCUGUCUAUAGAAAAGAUUUCAUUCAAAGACAAACCUAUUCAUCGACAACCUAUUGUAAUGCAAACGCUAAACUUUGUACCUUUCUAUCAAGAAGCAAGUGAAGAUAUGUUGGAUACUCUACUACAUCUGCAUCCUAAGGUUUUCCUGGUAACUGUUGGUGGCAAUAUGCUCUCUGAAUACAUUUCGUCAUCGUAUGUUCAAGUCUCGGCGGUUGGCAAGGAAUCAUCUAGGCUGUCAUUGUUACGUAAGAAGUCGAAGCCUUUGUCAGCCGUUGCAGUGACUGUGGCCAGACCUGAGGAUCUGCAGUGCUUGGUCGUGGCUAGGGCCAACUUACAACCUCACCAAAAACUGAUUGCGUUCACCUCGUAUCCUCCACCUAGUGAUUUGAAACAAAUCGUAAAGCAAUGGAGAAGUCAACAGGACCGUAACCAAGUGUUCCUAGCGAUGGUGAACGAUAAGUAUAAAGUAGAUUUGAAGCAACUUCCGAGUUUUGAGCUGCCGUUUAACAUAUUCUAUGAGAAUACUUGGGGUGGGGAAUAUUACACGCCAUCAAAUAACUGUUCAUAUGAUUGUGCCGCAGCUCUUCAGUGUCGUCAACUUGGUGAUAUUAAUUCUUUAUACUGGUUGCAAAUUCCCAACGCUCGUAAACAGGAGGCUGAUGACAUUGAUAUACAGGUACACAUUAUAUUGAAUUGA